This is a messenger RNA of Canariomyces notabilis, 3732 nucleotides long. RefSeq lists its product as uncharacterized. Gene Ontology annotation, molecular function: metal ion transmembrane transporter activity. The coding region runs from base 1 to 3732 and encodes 1243 amino acids. Lineage: Eukaryota; Fungi; Ascomycota; Sordariomycetes; Sordariales; Chaetomiaceae. Gene Ontology annotation, biological process: metal ion transport; transmembrane transport. The record is from RefSeq and is a predicted model, not a curated record. Gene Ontology annotation, cellular component: membrane. The transcript has 8 exons.
AUGGAAGGAAAGGACAACGCUCCUGGCAAGGUUGAGGUUGGAUCAGGGGAGAAGGCUUCAGCCAAAGAAGAUGUCGUUGAUGUACGGCAAAUUAAGGAUGCAAGCGAAUCCUCACAGGCUCUGCCGCCUCAAAAACAUGCCGCCCAAGGGCCUGACUCUCACACUUUGGGCGAAGAGCGGACGCAUGUCCAGACGACAUUUGGCCGAACCCAUGGAGCGCUGUUGUCCGACACCGAUACGGGGCCCGGCUUUGUGGAUGUCAAGGGCGAUCUUGGAGGCUCCGGCCACAACGAGACCGAGGUGGAUAUCAUUGCCGUCACUUGCCCAGGAGCCGACCCGUUCCAGACAUGGACCUAUAGCAGUGAUGUUAGCAGCGACGCCAGCAUUUCCUCAGAUGUUGGAUCGCGGGGCUCAGCUUGGAGGCCUAGUCCUUGGGUUACGAGGGAUCUGCGUAGCGUGGUCAGCAUCGCCCGAGUAUUUCUAUACAAGCAUCGGCUUCUUGAAGAAGGCGUGAAUUUAUGGUUGUUGUCGGAAGAUUUGCUGAAUCAGGUGCUGAGAUGGCGCCGGAAAGCUAAUCGGCCCCUGUUUUUCAUCGCUCAUAGUAUAGGUGGGCUGGUGGUAAAAAAAGCCCUCGUGCGGGCGAGCAAGUCGAGCAAGUACCAGGAGGUAAUGGACAAUUGCCAUGGCGUUACUUUCUUAGGCACACCUCAUCGGGGAUCGAGCUAUAUGUCCAUGUCAAAUCUCAGUGAGAGUAUCGAAGCACUCCUUCACUUACAAGCACCUCUGCCUCGGUCCCUUACUAGCGAAAUCCUGCUCAACAACGCUCCGCUCUUAGACUUGCACGAUCAGUUUGUGGACAUAGCAAGCGAGCUUCGUCUGUGGUCGUUCUACGAGACGCGAGAAUCAUCACUCUCGGGCUCUAGCGCCGCUAGCGCUAACAGCGAGGUUCAAUUCGGAGCCCCGCUGGUAUCAGUCAAAUCCGCAUUACUCGAUCUGUGGCAAGAGGAUGUCUACGCUGUGGAUAGUGAUCACGCUCACCUCGCCUCAUUUGGGCCGCAUAAUAGUGGUAUCCUGGCUUCCUAUCUCGAAGAUCUGGCUGCCGCAAUCCGUAAAGCAGCGGCUCUUAGCCGGGCUUACACUCACGUUCCGCUGCACUUGAGAGACCAUGUGAAAGUCGAGGUUAUCGGGUUCUAUGAGGACCCAGAUGCACUGAUGGGGUCACCUCGCACAUUUGCAAUGGAGAAUUCUGGGGAGGAAUCGGGCUCCAUCAUACGCCUCUAUUCAACAAAACAUUCCUUCAGAGAGUUCCUCAAGAAAGGGCCUGACGGCUGCCUAGCGGAGCGGCUCCAUAAAGUUCCUAGACGAAGGGCCAGCCAGCAUCGUCUUGGCCCCAGCCUAGAACAUGAAGGUUCGUGGAAGGAGUCCAGAACAGACGAGGGCGGCUCUAAUCCUCUGGGCACGGCCAAAGAUUCAUCGCUUUCUGCCACAAGUCAGUGGCACUCGCCAGACAUUCUCGUCACAAGACCUUCCGAGAGGCCAAUGCUUCUCAGGGUGCCAGCUCGGUCGGAACCAAUCGUUCGUCCUCCGAGUCCGGAGAGCAAUGCCAGCAUCAGCACCACCAUGUCCGACUCGGCUCUGCCGUACAACAGCGGCCAUGGCGAAACCGAACAUCAUACCGUUGGCUUGCUAGCGAAACAGCACGCGGGAAUGCUCAUGAAGGAACACGAGUUUGCCGCCACGGCGGGUUUCUCCCGUCCUAAUCCAGACUUGAGGAAGUUCAUGUGGAUUCAUCUGCCAUUCAACAACCCCGUUUGGGUCAAGGAACUCUUCGCUACGCUCUCCAAGUUCCAAGGGCGAGACUUCUCACGGCUGUUUGACUAUGACAACUGGGUCUCCAAGCAGAUUCAAAACAGAAACUCUGAUUCGCAGCCAGCAUUUUUCAAAGCCAUAUGCAAAUAUCUUUCGAUUGCAGAACGGGCAGCCUCACCACGGGUCCAGUCACCGUUAUUCGGUCCUACGACACCAAACAUCACGCCUAACUACCUCUAUCUCUACCUUCCCUAUCUUCAUUUUGACACGUACCGCACCAUGGUCACACGUCGCAACUUGAUUCAGAGGCGCAGGAAUCAUGGGAGAGCAAAGCCCGUCCCCGAAUAUGUCGCCAUGCAGGAUUCCCUCGAACUGAAAAUGAUCUGGGAGUAUAUCGGCUACGACCCACCCUUGAAUUGUAGGCGAACUCUAGACCAAUUUGCUAAUCACUCCCUUCGUGAUACGAAUUCCCGAGACGAUGACCAGAUGCUGUACAAACUCACCAAGAAGGAUUCUUUGCCUUCCCGGCGCAUCAUGUCAGGCAAUAGCUCUACUCGUUCGUUACGCUCGGCGAAAGUUUCGACCUCUAGCCGCUUGGACGGUCUGGCUGAAGAUCUAGGAACCGAUUCGGAGCCCGAGCUGAGGGACGGUCACGUUCUCAUGGUUGAUCAGUUGUGGCUGUGGUCUAUAGAUAUGACCACCUUGACCACGUUCUUCCCCAGGCGGGAAUCGUCACCAACGGAAGGAACGUUGUUCCAGCAGGCAGACCUACGCAACAGCAUCUACAAUGAAGUUCAAGGAGACCUCACUGGUAGGACGGAAAAUGCCUUGGAUCUUGCAGCCCUGAUCGUCUUACAUGCUGUCACUGUCCUACUUGAUCGGUCUUCGCACCCGGAUCUCGAGAUAUUCCGCCUGUUUGACGAAGCCGUUGGGAUGCUGGCGGAGCGGAUGACGUUGAAUAUGAAGCGGUUCCGCAUUAAUGCGUUUAAUCUAGGGCUGGAGAACGACGAGGAAGGGUCGGACGACUCAGACGUCGAAGGAGAGAGCCCUGCCGCAAUCAAGAAGCGGCAUCGACGCGAGAUUGAGAGGUCUGAGCGCGAGAAUAGGGAGAACACAUCAGCGCUUUUAGAGCUGCGCGACCUGGAGGAUGAGCUGAAGACGCUACAAAAGCUGUUUGAUACGCAGGAGUCGACCAUCCGCCAGAUGAGGGACAUUUACACCAGCAAAGACUUGAACGAUUUAACGAAAAACGGACAGGAGUACCUCAACGAUGCUCUCGAGUAUCUAGACGAUUACAAGCAACAAACCAGCGAGAUGAUCAAACGGGUGGACACAACAAGGAAAGACUACGAGAAAAUGCUCGAGAUGGCGCAACGGCAGGCGCAAGUUGACGAGGUCCGCUGGUCACGCUUGCAAGCAGAGCUGGCGUCGAGCCAAAACCUCUCGGUCAUGAUUUUUACGACAUUUACCGUCAUCUUCUUACCCCUCACCUUCUUCACGGGCCUGUUUGGCAUGAACACGGUCGAGUGGCAAGAGCAGGUGCCCAGCCUCAAGGAAAUUGGCGCCAUAUCGCUUCCCGCCUCGUUUGCCCUGAUCGUGGUGUCCCUUGUGGCCGCAUUCAGCUGGCGGGUGCAGAGUGUCUUCAAAGCGACAUACAGAGGAUUGAAGAGGUCGUGGAGGAUCAUCAAGGAUGUCUAUUCCGAGCGGCUGGAGCCGGUAUCGAGGAAGGAGGCCAAGAGGAGACGGAGGGAGGAGAAGAAGAGGAGGCUGAGGGAGGAACAGAUGAUCGGGCGCAAUGACCUAGGCUACGAUUUCUGGGCCAUGGUCAAGAAGCAGCAGAGCGAGAUGCGAUACCAGAUCCCGGACCAGAACGUCAAUAGCUCGGCUUCGCGUGGUAUGACGGCGAGCCGAAAACGGACUUGA